Molecule: messenger RNA, 732 nt
Organism: Microtus ochrogaster (prairie vole)
Lineage: Eukaryota; Metazoa; Chordata; Mammalia; Rodentia; Cricetidae
Gene: Rnase10
Product: ribonuclease A family member 10 (inactive)
Biological process (GO): defense response to Gram-positive bacterium
Molecular function (GO): nucleic acid binding
Source: RefSeq, a predicted model, not a curated record
AUGGAGAGUGGCUUCUGGGAACUGCUCACAGAGAAGAAAGCUAUCGCAGGGCAGAACCAGGGGCACAGAAAGAGCCAGGACUAUCUGAAGCUGCUUACAAGUAUGGGCAGAAUGAAGGUGACUGUGGUACACACGCUGUUUAUGGUGCUGCUGUUGCUGCUAGGCCUGGGGCUGGGCCUGGGCCUCGGCCUCCACAUGGCUGCUGCGGUCUUGGAUCCGCCACUGAGUGAGUUCUGGCCUGGUGGCUCCGAGGGCACAGCUGGGGCCACUGAAGAGGGAGAAGGCGCAAGGACCACAGAAGCCCUGGUGCUGGGCUACAAAGAAAUGGCACAGCCUGUCUGGCCAGAAGAGGCUGUCUUCGGGGGAGAUGAGGUCGGAGGAAGCAGGAUGCUGUCUCAGAGCAAACAGGACUACCUCAGGUUUGACCUGAGUCCCAGGGACUGUAACACCAUGAUGGCCCCCAAGAUGAAGGAGCAUAACCGCAGCUGCAUAAACCAAUACACAUUCAUCCAUGAAGAGCCAAGCACCGUCAGGGCGGUCUGUGACAGCCCUGUGGUUACCUGUAACCUCAAGGGGCUCAAAUGUCACAAAAGCCCCCGUCCUUUCGAUCUGACAUUGUGCAAGUUGUCCAAACCAGGCCAAGUCACGCCCAACUGCCAUUAUCUGAGUUAUAUCAUGGAAAAGGUCAUUAUCGUAACAUGCAAUGACACGAAGCUGCUGGAGCUUAACUGA